AUGAGGAAAAUGGAGAGUGAAACUCCCAAACCUUCUACCCUUCUGAAUGUUGGACCGUGCCCUACCAACCCUCCUAAACUUGUCGGACCCUUGCUUGUGGGGUUUCAAACGCUGACUUUGGAUCAGGUGAAAGAGCAUGCCAGUCCUGCUCUUCAGAUGGGAGGCAGGUACAAGCCACAAGAAUGCAUCUCCCCACAGAAGGUGGCGAUCAUCAUCCCCUUCAGAAACCGCCAUGAGCACCUGAAGCAUUGGCUGUUUUACCUCCAUCCUAUCCUCCAGAGACAGCAGGUGGACUAUGGUGUGUAUGUCAUCAACCAGCAUGGAGAGGGGGUCUUUAACCGGGCUAAACUGAUGAAUGUAGGCUAUGUUGAAGCACUGAAGGAGUAUGAUUAUGAUUGCUUCGUCUUCUCUGACGUCGACUUGGUUCCUAUGGAUGACCGUAACCUCUACAGGUGCUUUGAUACCCCCAGACACCUGGCUGUGGCUGUUGACAAAUUUAACUUCCAUUUACCCUACGAGACGAUAUUUGGUGGGGUGAUUUCGUUGUCUAAGGAGCAGUUCUUGAGAAUUAAUGGCUUCUCCAACACUUACUGGGGCUGGGGUGGUGAAGAUGAUGAUAUCUACAAACGAAUAACCUUCCGUGGAAUGCAUAUAUCUCGCCCUGACUUAAUCACAGGGAAGUACAAGAUGAUCAAACAUCAUAGAGAUUUGCACAAUGAGCGUAACCCCAAAAACCCUAAUAAACUACACCAUACUAAACGGACCAUGGAUAAAGAUGGAAUCAAUUCUCUUAAAUACACAGUCAAGGAUGUUGUAAAGGAUAAAAUGUACACAUUUAUCACAGUGGAUAUUUAUGCUCCAGCAUCAUGA
This is a messenger RNA of Cheilinus undulatus (humphead wrasse), 870 nucleotides long. RefSeq names its product beta-1,4-galactosyltransferase 1-like. The record is from RefSeq and is a predicted model, not a curated record. Gene Ontology annotation, molecular function: beta-N-acetylglucosaminylglycopeptide beta-1,4-galactosyltransferase activity; cytoskeletal protein binding. Gene Ontology annotation, biological process: protein N-linked glycosylation; carbohydrate metabolic process. The transcript has 2 exons. NCBI's taxonomy places the organism in Eukaryota, Metazoa, Chordata, Actinopteri, Labriformes, Labridae. Bases 1 to 870 code for a protein of 289 amino acids.